UGAGAGUAUCAGUCGACACCCACAGUCUUUUUUGGCGUCGCCCUUCCCACUCAACAUAUAAGAAGCCAAUCACAACCCGACCCAAUCCCAACACAACUCUUCAUCAACUGUUCUGGGUUUAGGUCGUGUUGGGGUGGGUGGGAACUUGGAGGCUUAACCUUUCCCGGCCUUCCGGAGGAUUUAAAUUCCACAUGUUUUAAUUGAAAGCUCAUCCUGACCCGCCAACUUGACUGCCACUCAGUUUGUAACCCGGAUGUCGCAAGCAAUCCUACCGAGUCAAGAAGUUGACCUCGAGAAGGACUCUACCGAUAUCUGUACUAGAGCCUCUGGAGAGGACUCCGAUGUUCUGGAUGAAAACGUCCUCGCCCGAACGACCGAAGCCAAUGCAUUGACAAAGCUACUAACGACUUGGGGCGUCGAGACUAGAGGCAUCCACCCUGUACCAGAACACAAAAGGACUGAUACCCAAUACCACAAGAUAUUCUUCCUUUGGUGUGCAUUCAAUCUGAACAUACUGUCAUUCUCUGCUGGAACGCUGGGCCCGAUGGUGUUUGGGUUAGGAGUAAGAACGUCGUGUCUGGUCAUUUUGUUCUUCACAUUGCUUUGCUCGCUGCCCACGGCAUAUUUAGCUACUUGGGGACCUCGACUUGGUUUAAGACAGAUGGUUCAAGCUCGUUAUAGUUUUGGUUAUUACGGCGUUAUGGUGCCGUGUAUACUCAAUCUGGUCAAUCUGUUCGGUUUCUGUAUACUGAAUUGCAUACUCGGAGGACAAACGCUAGCAAGCGUGGCGGAUGGCCAUCUUAGUUGGUCGGUUGGGAUUGUUAUCGUCGCGAUCAUUUCGCUUUUUGUUUCCUUUUGCGGCUACAACGUCCUGAACUGGUACGAACGAUUGGCAUGGUUCCCUGUCUUGAUUGUCUAUCUUGUCGCGUUGGGGGUAAGCGGAAAACACCUUUACGACGUUCCUCCAACCCAACCAAUCACGCCUGCGGGAGUUCUUUCAUUCGCCUCUGUUGUAGCGGGGUUCGCUAUCAGUUAUUCACCCUUGGCCUCGGACUUUACAAACUAUUAUCGACCGGAUGCUCCCAGCUGGAGGAUCUUCUCUUAUACAUACUUUGGUUCGACGAUUCCGGUUAUAACAUUACAAUGUUUGGGUGCCGCUGUGGCAGCAACGGCCCCAUCCAUUCCCUCUUGGGAGGCGCAUUCAGGAACUGUUGGUGACCUUGUGUUAGCCAUGCUCGGCCCUGUCGGAAAUUUUGGAAAAUUUUUGACGGUCCUACUCGCCCUUUCUGUGACUGCAAGCAUCGCCACGAGUAUCUAUAGCAUUUCACUCAAUGUGCAAGUCUUCGUGCCCAAGUUAUUGGUAGUUCCACGAUACGUCUUUUCAAUCGUUGCCACUGCAAUUGUGUUACCGGUGUCUAUCGCAGGGUCACACCGAUUUUAUGAGACACUUACGAAUUUUCUGAGUCUUAUCGGGUACUGGGCAUCCGCCUUCGUUGUUAUCGUGCUUUUGGAACACGUCUUAUUUCGACGUUGCGAUUUCUCAAAGUACGAUCUCAAAGUAUGGAAUGUCCCGCAACUCUUACCGUCAGGAGUGGCUGCGAUUGCCGCUGCGGUCCUUUCGAUGGCUUUGGUAAUACCUUGCAUGGAUCAAAUUUGGUUUGUGGGACCAAUUGCAGAACGGGGAGCCGGAGAUAUUGGUUUCGAAGUCGCAUUCGCCCUCACUGGAUUGUUGUACAUACCAUUCCGGGCGUUCGAGAUUAGGAUAAGGGGAAGACUCUGA
Marasmius oreades (fairy-ring Marasmius) is the source of this 1780-nucleotide messenger RNA. RefSeq lists its product as uncharacterized. The record is from RefSeq and is a predicted model, not a curated record. NCBI's taxonomy places the organism in Eukaryota, Fungi, Basidiomycota, Agaricomycetes, Agaricales, Marasmiaceae. Gene Ontology annotation, cellular component: plasma membrane. The transcript has 10 exons. Gene Ontology annotation, molecular function: transmembrane transporter activity. Gene Ontology annotation, biological process: transmembrane transport. The coding region runs from base 254 to 1780 and encodes 508 amino acids.